Molecule: messenger RNA, 34383 nt
Organism: Podarcis lilfordi (Lilford's wall lizard)
Lineage: Eukaryota; Metazoa; Chordata; Lepidosauria; Squamata; Lacertidae
Source: the annotation of a GenBank genome assembly
AUGGCAACGGUUGCCGAGGCAACCGCGUCCCGCUCUGGGACUCCGAGGGCGGGCUUGCGGCCUAGUCCGGCCCUGCCGCCUUCCAGGCCCGGGACUCGCGUAGCCUUCCUCUGCCCCCAGGAAGGGGGUUGCGUGGGGAGACCCGGCCCUAGGCCCGGAAAGAGGUGAGGACUGGCCGGGGUGGGUGUGUGGAAAUUUCCCGGGGAGCCUGGCAGCCUCCUAGGGGGCUGGACUAGAUGACUUUGGGUGCCCCUCCAACUUACAAAUGCAUGGUACUAAUAAAGGGGGAAGGAGAGAGAGAGAGAGAGAGAGAGAGAGAGAGAUGCUUUUCUGCCCCACCCAACAAAUGUCUAUGACACCCCCCUCCCAAAAAAUAAAAUAAAAAAGGCAUAAAGCAUAGCUGUCAACGUUUCCCUUUUUAAAAAAAAGGAAAUUCCCUUAUUCCCAAUAGGAUUCCUCGCAAGAAAAGGGAAAAGUUGACAGCUAUGCCAUAAAGGGACACAAAUAUUAAUAUUUUAAUGUUUCAAUAUUUUAAUGUUGUAUUCUAAUCUUGUUUCUAAGUUGUAUUCAUUCAACUUGUUUUUAUUAUUGCUUGUUAGCCGCCCUGAGCCCGGCCUUGGCUGGGGAGGGCAGGGUAUAAAUAAAAAUUAUCAUUAUUAUUAUUAUUAUUAAAUCUAUGAAUGGGAACCUGAUCUUAAUGGAGGAGAAAACCCACGAGGGAAGGUAGCAGAAGCAGCUCAGUGACAUGUUUUAUGCUAUAUUUUAUGCUGUUUUUUUGUUGCAUCAGUUAAGUGUUUUCAAUUUGUUGUUAGCCGCCCUGAGCCCAGUUUUCUGAAGCCAGAAGGGCGGGGUAUAAAUAAAAAUUUAUUUAGUUAUUUAAUAAAUACGUGGCUUAAUUUUAUUUCAUAUGCCUCAAAAGAAGGGGGCGGGGAGGAAGCAUGCUUAUAAACUGCCCAAAAUCUUACAGAUUGAUACACUUUUACAUGUGAUUUAAAGUGGCCUUAACUUUCUCUGUGUGUGUUGAUGGACUGUGUUUAAAUUUUGUAAGGGUGGGAUGGGGGGCGGGAACUAAUCCUAUGAAUGCUUGUUGUUCAAAAUUGAUAAACAUGGUUAAAAAGAAAAGAAAAGGCGCGUGGUGCCCAGGGAGCUAUGCCUGUUUCUUCCCCUCCCCAUUUGAAUUCUCCCUCCUCCUAUUGGGAACAUAUAAAUAUGGUUAUAGGAAGGGGGAAUUACAUAUUUCAUAGAAUCAUAGAGUUGGAAGAGACCACAAGGGCCAUCGAGUCCAACCCCCUGCCAAGCAGGAAACACCAUCAGAGCACUCCUGACAUAUGGUUGUCAAGCCUCUGCUUAAAGACCUCCAAAGAAGGAGACUCCACCACACUCCUUGGCAGCAAAUUCCACUGUCGAACAGCUCUUACUGUCAGGAAGUUCUUCCUAAUGUUUAGGUGGAAUCUUCUUUCUUGUACUUUGGAUCCAUUGCUCCGUGUCUGCUUCUCUGGAGCAGCAGAAAACAACCUUUCUCCCUCCUCUAUGUGACAUCCGUUUAUAUAUUUGAACAUGGCUAUCAUAUCACCCCUUAACCUCCUCUUCUCCAGGCUAAACAUGCCCAGCUCUCUUAGCCGUUCCUCAUAAGGCAUCGUUUCCAGGCCUUUGACCAUUUUGGUUGCCCUCCUCUGGACACGUUCCAGUUUGUCAGUGUCCUUCUUGAACUGUGGUGCCUAGAACUGGGCACAGUACUCCAGGUGAGGUCUGACCAGAGCAGAAACCAUGGCACUAUUACUUCCCUUGAUCUAGAUGCUAUACUCCUAUUGAUGCAGCCCAGAAUUGCAUUGGCUUUUUUAGCUGCCGCGUCACACUGUUGGCUCAUGUCAAGUUUGUGGUCAACCAAGACUCCUAGAUCCUUUUCACAUGCUUGCUGGUCUCAAAGCUGGUUCAGUUGUACCCACUCACUUUUACCAGGGAUAAAGCCUUACUCACCCCCCUCCCGCCUAAGGCAUCAGUGGGUGGGUGUGACUUUUCAUUAAUAAUAAUAAUAAUAAUAAUAAUAAUAAUUUAUUUAUUUAUACUCCUCCCAUCUGGCUGGGUUUCCCCAGCCACUCUGGGCGGCUUUCAACAGAAUAUUAAAAUACAAUAGUCUAUUAAACAUUAUAAGCUUCCCUAAACAGGGCUGCCUUCAGAUGUCUUCUAAAAGUCAUUAGAUGUGUGUGAGACACAAACAUCGCACCUUUGAGUUCUCUAGGCUUCAGUUGCCUUCUCUCAGAAGUGAAACCCCUGAAUAAGAACAGGCAUGCAUGUGUGAAUGUAAGGAUGCAGAUGGCAGAAGAGAGUCAGGGGCCACACCUUCCUUUUCAUGCUGUCAGCAUUAGAUUUAGAGUGGUGCAAGAGGUUUCCCCUCACAGUGCGCUGAGCUGAGGGGCGCAAACUAAUAACAAUAACAAUAAUAAUAAUAAUAAUAAUAAUUUAAUAAAUAAUAAACAUAUUUCCGCAGGGCCUGCAAGACAGAGCUGUUCCGCCUGGUCUUUGGUUUGGACUCAGUCUGACCCUUAUGUUUCCCUCCCCGUAUGGCUUUGAUCUAUGGGCUACUAUUAAAAUGAGGCUGCAUUUUAAAUUGCAUUUUAAUCUGCAUUUUAAUAAAUUGGCUGUUGUUUGUUCCCCCCUAUUAUGUUUUUAUUGUAAUUUUACUGGUGUUAGCCGCCCUGAGCCCGGCUCUGGCCAGGGAGGGUGGGGUAUAAUAAUAAUAAUAAUUAUUAUUAUUAUAGGUAUCUACUGUAGCAAAAUGAAUUACUGUGCAAAUAGGAAAUAUUAAGACCACCAGUAUUUUGUUUUAUUAGCUGUUGUGUGAUGCUUCCCCAGUUUAUUGCAUUAUUUCCAUCUGGAGGGUUAUUCUUGCACUAUUGGGCAACAAAAGUGGGACAAAAAAAUAAACUGAAACAUUAGCAUUAUAAAAGGUUACAGAACUUCAGCAGGAUGUUGUGUGACAUUGUGUAGAAACAAAGACAUGCGCUAAUUGGAAAUGAAACAAUAUAUCCACCCCAAAAAUCUUUGCAGGCACAAAUAUUAUUGAAAAUGCAAUUGUGUAUAACCCCCCCUGAUACCACCAUGAACACAAUUCAUCAUGAGUGCACAAUAAGAAGGGCAUUCAGAGGGGGCACCGUGGUUAUGGAGAGAGCUGAAGGACCAGGUGCGCAGCCUGGGAGUCACUUUGGACUCACAGCUGUCCAUGGAGGCACAGGUCAAAUCUGUGUCCAGGGCAGCUGUUUACCAGCUCCACUUGGUACGCAGACUGAGACCCUACCUGCCUGCACAUUGUCUCGCCAGAAUGGUGCAUGCUCUAGUUAUCUCCCACUUGGACUACUGCAAUGCGCUCUAUGUGGGGCUACCUUUGAAGGUGACCCGGAAACUACAACUAAUCCAGAAUGCGGCAGCUAGACUGGGGACUGGGAGCGGCCGCCGAGACCAUAUAACACCGGUCUUGAAAGACCUACAUUGGCUCCCAGUACGUUUCCGAGCACAAUUCAAAGUGUUGGUGCUGACCUUGAAAGCCCUAAACGGCCUCGGUCCAGUAUAUCUGAAGGAGCAUCUUCACCCCCAUUGUUCUACCCGGACGCUGAGGUCCAGCGCCGAGGGCCUUCUGGCGGUUCCCUCACUGCGAGAAGCCAAGUUACAGGAAACCAGGCAGAGGGCCUUCUCGGUGGUGGCACCCGCCCUGUGGAACGCCCUCCCAUCAGGUGUCAAAGAGAACAACAACUACCAAACUUUUAGAAGACAUCUGAAGGCAGCCCUGUUUAGGGAAGAUUUUAAUGUUUGAUGUGUUACAGUAUUUUAAUAUUUUUUUGGAAGCCGCCCAGAGUGGCUGGGGAAGCCCAGCCAGAUGGGCGGGGUAUAAAUAAUAAAUUAUUAUUAUUAUUAUUAUUAUUAGCUGUCUUGGAACCGUUCUUGAGAGCAUUCUGAUUUUUUAUUUUUUUCUCUUUGUUUUCCUUUCAAGAGUGCAUAAUGGAGCCGGAUGAGGAAGUGAACGAAAAUUUAAGAAUGCAGCUUAAGGCUCUCCAGGAACAGCAGCAGAAGAGGAUGCAGAACCUGAUGGAGAAGAAGAAAGAAAAACAACAACAGAGCGUGAAACAAAGUGAAAAGGGCAGUCCAGAGGAAGCCUUUGGGGUCCAAGAUGAUCUCGGCUUAUACACCGUGGGCAGUGAGAUGUCUAAGGAGGACAUUAGCAAAAGGUAUUCAUCAGGGAAAUGUCAAAGGAUGCGCUGGACGUUUGGGUGCAACUCAGCUUGCAGAAGAAUGGUUGCAUGGGGUUAAAACACAUAGAAUGGGGAACCUCCAGCUUCCCAGAAUAUCCUUGUACGUUAAACCUCUUGAGCUGACCUUCUUAUCUCUCUGCUGUGGAGCUAGAGCAGGGAGCCCCAGGACUGUCCCUCCAGGCCCCUCUACCCAGCCUUCGGACUCUUCCCAGACCACACCAACCCACCAGUCCUGCUUCCUGCCUUUCCUCAAGUGUUUUUCUCUGUCUGGGACAUAGUUUAUAACUGUUCUGAUAGAUAGAUCGAUAGAUGAUGAUAAUAAUAAUAAUAAUAAUAAUAAUAAUAAUAAUAAUAAUAUUUUAUUUAUACCCCGCCCUCCCCAGCCAAGGCCAGGUUCAGAGCGGCUUACAAGCAAUAAUAAAAACAAGAUGAAUGAUUACAACUUAAAAAUAAAAAUAAAAUACAACAUUAAAAUAAUGGAACAUUAAAAUAUUAAAAUGUAGCCUCAUCGCUGGAUGAGAAGGAAAAGAAAAAAGAAAGAGAGGGAGGGAGGGAAUCAAAUUGGCUCCAUGCCAAAGGCCAGGCGGAACAACUCUGUCUUACAGGCCCUGCGGAAAGAAAUCAGAUCCCGCAGGGCCCUGGUCUCAUGAGACAGAGCGUUCCACCAGGCCGGGGCCAUCACUGAAAAGGCCCUGGCUCUGGUUGAAGCCAAUCUAACUUCCUUAGGGCCUGGGACCACUAGGGUGUUGUUAUUUAUGGACCUUGAGGCUCUCCGUGGGGCAUACCAGGAGAGGCGGUCCUGUAGGUACGAGGGUCCUAGGCCGUGAUAGAUAGAUAGAUAGAUAGAUAGAUAGAUAGAUAAUUUAUUCCGGUCGGAGACCAGCUUAUAAAACACACUUGGGGGUACAAUCCCAGAAGGAAAACAAACAUUUAAAACAAUGUACAGUGGUACCUCGGGUUAAGUACUUAAUUCAUUCCGGAGGUCCGUUCUUAACCUGAAACUGUUCUUAACCUGAAGCACCACUUUAGCUAAUGGGGCCUCCUGCUGCUGCCGCGCUGCCGGAGCACGAUUUCUGUUCUCAUCCUGAAGCAAAGUUCUUAACCUGAAGCACUAUUUCUGGGUUAGCGGAGUCUGUAACCUGAAGCGUAUGUAACCUGAAGUGUAUGUAACCCGAGGUACCACAGUACAACAAUAAAUUUAAAAUUUAUAUAUUUUUCCCCAAAUUUUUUUAUUGGUUUUCACAUUUAUCACAGAAAAAAGAAAAAAGAAAAACGUUACAAAACACAAAAAUAAAUAAAAAGACAUAAACAAUAUUACUUCCAAUCCCUAAUUUCAUUACAUUGAUAACACACUUCCUCAAAUCCCCUCUAACUGAAUGUCAUUAUAUCACCUGUUUAGCAGUUAUCCAAAUUCGUAUUUCUAAUAGUAUUAACUUCUUUCAUUUUCUAACCUUUUCUCAUUUAUUAAUAUUCUAAUCCUUAAUCUUUAUUAACAACAUAUUCUUAAUCUACCCCUAAACCUAUUUAUUACUCUUUAUCGUAUAUUACAAUAUUUAGCUAAAUAUUCUUUAAAUUUAUUCCAGUCCUCUUGUGUCUCCUCUUUUUUCUGGCCACAGAUUCUUGCGUGACCAGGUCGGCCAGCUCCAAAAAGUCCAUCACUAAAUUUAAAAUUUAUAAAUGCGAUAAGCGUAUAGACACUUAAAACUUUAAGAUAAGCUGCCGCAGAGAGAUGACCCAGAGUCACCCAUGGAACUGAGUCUGGGGAUUUUCUUAACGAACUAGUUUGGGUCAGGGGAUGGUCUGCGCCUACAGAUCUGUACACAGAAUCUGGCGACCAUCCGGGUCGUCUUACGAUCUUUGCCUAACAGGAAAAGGUCAAAUUUUUGCUUUUCCGGGAGGUCAGCAAGCCUCACCAGCAGGGGAUCAAUGGUCUCACUACGUGCCUCUUCAUAAAAGGGACAUCUAAAGAACAACUGCUCUGGGCUUCCUAUCUCCCCCAGUGAACAGGUGCAAAGUCUCUGAGCAUAUGGGACUUUUUAAAAGGAUCCUUCCAGGACCGGCGAGGGCAGAGCCAAGCUUCUGGCGAGUGUAAAGGCCCUUCUUGCAUUUUUGGAUACGAGAAAGAAGAGAUAUGCUGCCGGUGUGGCUAUAUCUCUCUCUCGAUUUCUCCAGUUUUAUAGUCGGGGCACCUUGGGCAGUCCUGUUGUCUUUCGGUGUCUAUGAUUCUUUGCCUGACUGUAGCUUUUGCCUGGCCCAACCCCAGACUUAGAAGGGCUUGAGGGGCAAAACCCAGUUUCUGAAGGGUGUUCAAUGGUCUCACUACGUGCCUGUCAGGGAACUGACAUCGGAGCUAGAGGUGGAGGGGAGGCUCUCUAAUGAUGCUGGAGAAGGGCCCAGCAGGGAGAGAGGCAGCUCAGCAGAUGGGGAAGCAAUUCAGUGCAACACCAGGACUAAGGAGGGGCAGAUGGGGAAUCGGCAGAGGGCUCCUAGACUCUUCACUGGACACCAGCGGGGAGAGCACUGGUCCUCCGCUACCACGCCCUCCCUGCGCAGAAGACUUCCGCGCAGAAAGUAGGAGGAGACUGGGUGUCAAACAACUUUAUGUUGGAAAAGGUUUAAGAAACGCCCACUGACGGAUUCUGCUAGCGACUGAGGCAGCCACGAAUUGAAGGGCUGUCCAGACAGAAAGGUUUAACAAGGCAACAUAGCCAGGAGAGGCGGCAACUUACACACGAGCAACCCCAUACCAUUAUAGUGCCUCUUCAUAAAAGGGACAUCUAAAGAAAAAGUGCUCUGGGCUUCCUAUCUGCCCCAAUAGCUGUUCUGUAUUUUCUCCUCCCCACCCUCCCCAGGUUACUUGAAAAUGAAAAUGACCAGCUCCAGCAGCAGCUUCGAGAGACUGUAGAUGAAAACGGCAGGCUGCAUAAGGUGCUCAAGGAGCGGGACUUUGAAAUCAAGCAGCUGCACAAGAAGAUUGAGGAAGAGAGGCUGGCGCUGCUGGGUAAAUGGAAAUGCUUUGCAUACCCCUGCCAUUGUCUGUACGAUCUAUUUGCAGGCUCCCUUGCCUUCUACCAGGGCCGGGCCCACCCAUGAGACAAAGUGAGGUGACUGCCUCAGGCGGCAGGAUCCACAGGGCUAGCGGAUCUGGCCUCCAAGGCCAUUGCAUAGCCCACUGUCGCUGCUUCUUUCCGUAGGGACCUCGGGCGUCCCGGGAGACGUGGCGGCCACAAAAAUAGUGGAAUUGGCGAAGCAGAACCGGCACAUGACUGCGGAGGUUGAGAAGGAGAAAACCAAAGUGAAGCAGCUGAACAACAGAAUCAAGGAGCUGGAAAAAGAGGUGAGGCCUCUGUUUCUGCUGAGAAGGAUAAUAAUAAUAAUAAUAAUAAUAAUAAUAAUAAUACAGUGGUACAUCGGGUUACAUACGCUUCAGGUUACAUACGCUUCAGGUUACAGACUCCGCUGACCCAGAAAUAGUGCUUCAGGUUAAGAACUUUGCUUCAGGAUGAGAACAGAAAUCGUGCUCCGGCGGCGCGGCAGCAGCAGGAGGCCCCAUUAGCUAAAGUGGUGCUUCAGGUUAAGAACAGUUUCAGGUUAAGUACGGACCUCCGGAACGAAUUAAGUACGUAACCAGAGGUACCACUGUAAUAAUUUAUUAUUUAUACCCCACCCAUCUGGCUGGGCUUCCCCAGCCACUCUGGGCGGCUUCCAACAAAGUAUUAAAAUACAGUGGUCUGUUAAACAUUAAAAGCUUCCCUAAACAGGGCUGCCUUCAGAUGUCUUCUAAAUGUCAAGUAGUUGUUCUUCUCUUUGACAGCUGAUGGGAGGGCGUUCCACAGGGCCGGUGCCACCACCGAGAAGGCCCUCUGCCUAGUUCCCUGUAGCUUUGCUUCUCGCAGGAAGGGAACCGCCAGAAGGCCCUCGGAGCUGGUCCUCAGUGCAUAUGCCAUCGCCUCGCCUCCUCCCUGUCUCCUCACUCAGCAGGCAGCUAGGAUCUUGCCCGUGGUUUCAUUUUGAUCCCCUUUGCUGCUAACCCAUUUCCUAUUGCCUCCUUGGUGAAAUACCUCACCUUCGAGCCUCUGUCUGUGUGGCAUUCCAUUCUCCUUUUUUUUUAAAGGUUUUAGUGAAUAAAUCAAACAAAUCAAUACAGCAGAGACAAUAAAAAUACAAAACAAAGUGCAGUACUAUAUCUGGUGGGGACUUAAUAUGAUGUACUUAAGACCAUAAGCUCAUACCAGUAACAAACUGAGUUGGUCACUAAGGUGCUACUGGAAGGAGUUUUUUUAUUUUGUUUCAACUAUGGCAGACCAACACAGCUACCUAUUUACAGGACCGCCUCUCCUGGUCUGCCCCACAGAAGACCUUAAGAUCCAUGAACAACCAUAGUUUAGAGGUCCCGGGCCCUAAGGAAGUCAGACUAUCCUCCACCAGGGCCAGGGCCUUUUCAGUGAUGGCUCCGACCUGGUGGAAUGCUUUGUCCCAUGAGACCAGGGCCCUGCAGGAUUUAACCUCCUUCUGUCGGGCCUGUAAGACAGACCUAUUCCGCCUGGCCUUUGAUUUGAAUUCAGCCUGAUCUCUUAUUUCCCUUCCCUUCCUUCCCCCUCCCCUUUUAUGAAGAUCACCAGCUCUGAGACCCCACAGCUAAUUCUCCCCUGGCCUCCCCGCUGGCCCAAGUAGGACUAAUUUAGCCAGCUAGCCCUGGGGAUUAUCUAAUGCUUAUUAGAUGGAUUUCCCCGAAAUUGAUUUCUGAACUUUGAAUUUUAUUGUUUUUAUAUUGUAUUGUAUGCUGCUUUUACAAUUAAGUGUUUUAAAUUUGUUGUUAGCCGCCCUGAGCCCAGUUUUCUGAACCAGGAAGGGAAGGCUAUAAAUAAAAAAUUAUCAUAAUUAUGAUUACCUGCCUGUAACUUUUCUCCUUGAUCUGCUUUGUAGUUGCACUGUAAAGCUGGCAUUUAUCUAAUUGUGUGUAUAUAUGUGUGUGUGUAUUCUAGUUACAAUUGUCAUCUCUCAAGCCGCAGUCACUUGAGGAGAAAGACAGUCAGCCUGUUCGUAAGGCGACAGAAGUGCCUCUGGUAAGAAUGAAUCACUCUGUGUUCUCAACGUAGUAGCGAUAAGGCUUUUAAAGCAGGACUGGGGAAUCUAAUGUAUGGUUACCAGAUUGUUUUCAAUGAAUCCGGGGACCCCUUUUUUUUUUAAGCUGAGUAGCAACAGGGAGUCAGUAGUGGGGAACGGUGAGGCAAAAGACACAAGCACACAUACAUAUUGUAUAAAGGUGCAAAGCCCUUCUUUCGCACCCUGUGAAACAUAAAUGCGCAGUUCUUUAAAAACUGAAAACGGUGCACUGCGUGCCUGUGACUCCCAAGCCUCCCCCGAUCUCCUGCCCAAUUCCUCCUUUGUACUGACUGAUCGGGGGAGGCUUGGGAGUCAUGGGCGUGAGGAUGUUGCCCAGUUGUUUUUUUUAAAAAACCUGUACACAUUUAUGUUUCACAGGGUGCAAAAGAGGGGCUUUGCAGCUUGCCUGGCAGAGAAACCAUGCGCCUUGCACCCCUCCUGGGCAGCGUCCGCUCACCUGUGACUCCCGAGCCUCCCCCGAUCUGUCAAAACAAAGGGGGAAGGGGGCAGGAGAUCUGUGCCGCCGGACGUCCCCGGUUCCCCUUCGGCAGUGGCGGCGGCAGUGAGCAGCUCCUGAAGCCAGCCAGAGCCAACUGCGCUACCAGGCUGGCUCUGGGCUGCUGAGGCUGCCACUGCCACAUUUCCAGGGGACAGAUUUGCAAAUCUGGGGACAUUCCAGGGACGGAAUUUGUCCGGGGACAGGUUUGCAAAUCCAGGGACUGUCCCUGGGAACUGGGGAUGUCUGGUAAUCCUAAUCUAAUCUAAUCCAGGUGUUUCAAUGGUACAGCAUCUGCCUUUGGGAUUUUCCCCAGACCACACUCCCUUCCCCCAAGCCCCACCCCUCACUGAUUUACUUCCCCCCCCCCUUGAGCAUCCCCCCCCCCCCGGCUGGAAUGUGACCUUGAGCUCUGAUAACAUUCCUCUUCAACCCGGCCUUUGGCGGAUGAAUAUCCUGCUGCCUUUCAAAUAUGCUUGUGGGAAGGAGCGUUAAUAAUAAUAAUAAUAAUUUUUAUUUAUACCCCGCCCUCCCCAGCCAAGGCCGGGCUCAGGGCGGCUCACAAGCAAUAAUAAAAACAAGUUGAAUGAAUACAACUUAAAAACAAGAUUAAAAUACAACAUUAAAAUAUUGAAACUUUAAAAUAUUAAAAUGCAGCCUCAUCACAGGAGGAGAAAGGAAAAAGGAAAGAGGGGGAGGGAAUCAAAUUGGCUCCAAGCCAAAGGCCAGGCGGAACAACUCUGUCUUACAGGCCCUGCGGAAAGAAAUCAGAUCCUUUUUUUUUUUUAAAUGAUAUUUAUUAAAGUUUCACAUGAAAAGAGACACAUUAAUAAAAAAAGAGAAUUUAAAAAUAAAAAUACACAAUACAAAAUACAAAAAGAAAAAAGAAAAAACAGUUAAAAACAAUUCCAUCUUUUCAUCACUACUUUUACAUUUACUUAUUUCCUGGACCUCCUCAUACCUCCCUCUUUUGUAUUCCAAUUCAGUUUGUUUGUCCAGCAAUUCCUUUCCCUCCUUUUUAAUCCCAAUCCUUAAUCUUAAUAUAAUAUAACAUUAAAUUUUUACCUAUUAAAAACCAAUUUUCCAUUCUUUUAACCUUUUUAAUCCUAAUCCUUAAUCUUGAUCUAUAUAUAACUUUAAAGCCUGUACAGCUAGAAGCCACUUAAUUUCAAUCCAUCAUCACUCUAACAUUCUUUAAUUUUGCAAUAUUUCUGUAAAUAAUCUUUGAAUUUCUUCCAAUCUUCUUCCACCGACUCUUCUCCCUGGUCACGGAUUCUGUGGAAAGAAAUCAGAUCCUGCAGGGCCCUGGUCUCAUAAGGCAGAGCGUUCCACCAAGUCGGAGCCAGUGUUGAAAAGGCCCUGGCUCUGGUUGAGACUAAUCUAACUUCCUGUUUUAACUUUUAAUUUUGUGUUUUUAUCUUGUGAACUACCCUGAGAUAGAAUCAUAGAAUCUUAGAGUUCGAAUAGUCCAGCCCCCUGCAAUGCAGGGAUCUCAGCUAAAGCAUCCAUGAGUGAUGGCUAUCCAACCUCUGCUUUAACACCUCCAAGGAGGGAGAGUUCACCACCUUUCAUGGUGGAUCUUCAGAUAUAAUUGGUGGUGUAUAAAUGUAAAUACAGUGGCACCUCAGAAGUCGAACCAAAUUCAUACCGGAAGUCCGUUCGACUUCCGAAAACAUUCGGAAACCAAGACGCAGCUUCUGAUUGGCUGCAGGAAGCUCCUGCAGCCAACCGGAAGCCGUGUCGGACGUUCGGGUUCCAAAAAACGUUUGCAAACCAGAACACUCACUUCUGGGUUUGCGGCAUUUGGGAGCCAAUAGGUUCGACUCGCAAGGCGUUCGGGAUCCGAGGUCCGACUGUAAAUAAAUAAACAAUGCCUUGUAACGUGCCAUUUGUUCUUUAUCUGUACUGAUGGAAAAACACCUCUUCCUCUUGAAUCUCAAGAGCCCAGAGAUGAAAGCCUUGCAAGAAAAGUUAACAGCAGCCAACUUCAAAGUGUCUGAAUUUCGCAACCAGCUCCAGACCACAAAGCAGGAGCUGAAGAUGACACAGAAGGUAGGGUCUUCUGUUAGUUUGCAUUUCUUAGUGCAGUAAGUAUUGAUCUGAUGUGUAGAGAUUCCAUAACUCUAAGCAUCCCAUUGCUUUUUCCCACUAGAGAUGUUCAUGACGCUUGGGCCUAACAGUUACGGACAUCCAACAAGCAAUUCAAAUCAGUGAGGUCACCCUCAUUGACCCACCCCUAAAGUCACUUUCAGGGUAUACAUUAUCCGCCAGUAUUAGUUGUCCUCUCCUUGAACAUGGGGACGCGGGUGGCGCUGUGCGUUAAACCACAGAGCCUAGGACUUGCCGAUCAGAAGGUCGGCGAUUCGAAUCCACGCCACAGGGUGAGCUCCCGUUGCUCGGUCCCUGCUCCUGCCAACCUAGCAUUUCGAAAGCACGUCAAAGUGCAAGUAGAUAAAUAGGUACCACUCCGGCGGGAAGGUAAACGGCGUUUCCGUGCGCUGCUCUGGUUCGCCAGAAGCGGCUUAGUCAUACUGGCCACAUGACCCGGAAGCUGUACGCCGGCUCCCUCGGCCAAUAAAGUGAGAUGAGCACCACAACCCCAGAGUUGGCCACGACUGGACCUAAUGGUCAGGGGUCCCUUUACCUUUACCUUGAACACUGGAGGUGUCCUGGGCUGGUUUAGUGACGUAUGUGGCAGCAGGAGCUGAAGAAACAGAACAGCUGUCCUGGGGCAGCAGGUACUUCAGAUUUUUCUGGAGUGACUUUGCCUCAGCUGUGUUCCUGGGUUGUUUGUAGCAGCCUGGCAAAACGACUCACAAAACUGCUGUGUGAAAAUGCCAUUUCAAUUAUUUUAACAGAAAAAUGGAGUAUAAAUAAUAAGCUUUAAAAACAUGGAGCCAGAAGCUAAUUGGGCUCCUCUUAUGGUCUUAAGAAAGAUUUUGGAAAGGGCACUUUCUGCAACACAUUAGCUAAGAACUUGAACCUGGGUUUGCUUAUUUUCUCCUCCUGCCCGGUCCAUUUUCCUUUUGUGUCGUGUCUUUUUCGAUUGUCAGACUGAUAGCAGGGACUGUCCUUUACACACACACACACACACACACACACACACACACUAUAUUUUUAGGCUGCUUUGAGGACCUUUAUUUCGCUGAAGAGCAAGAUUUUUUUAAAAGGUUAAAUUAAAUAACUGAUAAAUCGAAACCUUCAGCACAAAAGAUUUUCCAUGACAUAAUUACGUUCUGUAUCUGGUUUUCAGCUUUUAGCCAAUGAAGUUGGAGAGGACGUCAACAUUCAAAAUCUGUUGUCCACCCCUGGCACCUGGCGUGGGCGGGCUCAGCAGAUUCUGAUCCUACAAGGGAAAGUGAGUCAAUUGUCUUUGUUCCCCCGCUCUUCCGAACAUUGCAUGGCAGAGUCGGACCUAUUAUUGCAGAAUUUCACCAGGCCGUUUGCACACGCAGCUCUGGUCCGUUGUCAGUCGAUUAGCAGGGUUGCAGAGCGCAUGCCUUACAUGCAAAAAGUUCCCCGUUCAAUCCCUGGUACGUAUCUCCAGGUAGGUCUGAGAGGCACCCUCCUCCGAAACUUUGGAUAGCAGGUGCCUAUUGUAAAUUCUGUUACACCAGGUGGAUCAAGACAGAUCCUUCUAUUUCCAUGCUUGCUGAUCGGAUUCUUAGUGGGACCCCCUCCUACCCAAAUAAUUCAAUAUCUUCUCAAUCAAAUCCUCCUUUUUCUCACUGACCUUAAACCCUUUCAUUCUGUGUAUCUUCACAGUUGUUGUUGUUGUUGUUGUUUAGUCAUGUCUGACUCUUUGUGACCCCAUGGACCAGAGCACGCCAGGCACUCCUGUCUUCCACUGCCUCCCGCAGUUUGGUCAGACUCAUGCUUCGAGAACACUGUCCAACCAUAUCGUCCUCUGUCGUCCCCUUCUCCUUGUGCCCUCCAUCUUUCCCAACAUCAGGGUCUUUUCCAGGGAGUCUUCUCUUCUCCUGAGGUGGCCAAAGUCUUGGAGCCUCAGCUUCAGGAUCUGUCCUUCCAGGGAGCACUCAGGGCUGAUUUCCUUAAGAGUGGAUAGGUUUGAUCUUCUUGCAGUCCAUGAGACUCCCAAGAGUCUCUCAAGAGUCUUCAUAUCUUGAAGACUCAUAUCUUGAAGACUUCAUAUCUAGAAGAUAUCAUAUCUGUGAAUAUCUUCACAGUUAGAUAUUCUAAAAUUAUAAUAUUUUUUUCAGUUUUCCCCUCCAUUGGUUCACCCCUAGCUCUUCUGCGUUUUUCCAGUUACUCGCUCUAACCUUUCUGGCUGCAAUUACCGUCAAUUUUACCCAUUUACAUUCCUCUUUUGUUUUUAACUCAGUGCUACUCAGGCUAAGAGAGCCAGUUUGGGGUAAUUAAAAGGUUAAAAGUUAAAUAACCAUGUGGAGGGUGGAGGGUUAAUGUAUAUAGAAUUGUACAUGUGGUUGAAUUGAAUACAGCGGUGCCUCGCAAGAUGAAAUUAAUCCGUUCCGCGAGUCUCUUCGUCUUGCGGUUUUUUCGUCUUGCGAAGCACGGCUAUUAGCGGCUAUUAGCGGCUAUUAGCGGCUUAGCGGCUUUUAACGGCUUAGCGGCUUAGCGGCUUAGUGGCUAUUAACGGCUUAGCGGCUUUAAGAAAAAGGAAACAAACUCGCAAGAACUCGCAAGACGUUUCGUCUUGCGAAGCAAGCCCAUAGGGAAAUUCGUCUUUCGAAGCAACUCAAAAAACGGAAAAACCUUUCGUCUAGCGAGUUUUUCGUCUUGCGAGGCAUUCGUCUUGCGGGGCACCACUGUAUGUUAUUAUUGAUUAAGUAUACCCAAUGUAUCAGCCUGCAUGGGGGGUUUCACUGUAUGUGUUUUGGUUGUUGGUAAUAAUAACAAUAUAUAGGGACCCGGGUGGCGCUGUGGGUAAAAGCCUCAGCACCUAGGACUUGCCGAUCGUAUGGUCGGCGGUUUGAAUCCCCGCGGCGGGGUGAGCUCCCGUCGUUCGGUCCCAGCUCCUGCCCACCUAGCAGUUCGAAAGCACCCCUAAGUGCAAGUAGAUAAAUAGGUACCGCUUUAUAGCGGGAAGGUAAACGGCGUUUCCAUGUGCUGCGCUGGCUCGCCAGAGCAGCUUCGUCACGCUGGCCACGUGACCCGGAAGUGUCUCCGGACAGCGCUGGCCCCCAGCCUCUUAAGUGAGAUGGGCGCACAACCCUAGAGUCUGUCAAGACUGGCCCGUACGGGCAGGGGUACCUUUUACCUUUAAUAAUAACAAUAACAUAGUGGGACCCUCUCCCACCCCUUUUGCACUCCUCCCAUGUCAACACUGACAUACACUGUUAUAUUAAUUAAUAAGUGGAGCAGUUUUCGCACAGCUAAGCAACACUUGCAAUGGUGCACAUUUUCCACUUCCUCCCUCAGGUCCGGGAUCUAGAGAACCAGCUGGGCCACAGCAGAAGCCGGUUGUCUGAGAGCAGCACUGAGGAAGAGGCUGUAAGCCUGGCGGACUCGAGGAAGACGUCUGCCUCAAAAAAGAACCUGCAGAGGAUUCGUAGCUUGGAAAAAGAAAAGAAAGAAGCUCUAGAGGUGAGGAAGGGCUGAGAACCUUUUUGCAGGAGCCAGGGGAGCUCAGAUCUGAGGCCUGGGCUUCCUGACUGUAUGUAUGUAUCUCAAAUAUAUUAUUUUCUUAUUUUCCCUAUUACAUUUCAAACUCAUAACCAAUAUCUCUAUCUUUUUCUACUUUGUAACACUUCGUAUAUUUCUCCUUACAAAACUUCUUGUAGUCCUACUAGCGUAAUUUGUUGAUUACAGUUGCUCUUCAAAUAAUUCAUAUACUUCUUCCAAUCUUCUGUCAAUCUCUGGCCCCACAGGUUUUGAAUUCUUCCUGUCAUUUUGUCCAAUUCUGCACAGUCCAUUAAUUUCGUCUGCCGUUCUACUUUCAUCAGAAUUUCUUCUUGUUUCCAUUUCUGGGCUAACAAUACUCUUGCCGCAGUUGUUGCAUACAAAAAGAAUUUAACAUCUUGCCUAUUAAUGUCCUGACCUAUAAUACCAAGUAAAAAUGCUUCUGGUUUUUAAAAAAAUGUAUAUUUCAACAUCUUUUUCAUCUCAUUAUUUAUCAUUUCCCAGAAGUUCUUUACUUUUUUACAUUCCCACCACAUAUGAUAAAAUGUUCCUUCUUUUUCUGCCAUUUCUGCUUCUUCCAUCAGCUUAGUCUGUCACUCUUUUCUGGUUGGCACUUCUUCUUUCCACAGUCUUUUAUUUUUAACAAAAGUUAUCUUAAACAUUUCCCCCCAACUCAUUAUAUAUCAUUUCCCAGAAAGCUUUUACCACCCCACAUGAUCACCACAUAUGAUAAAACGCACCCUCUUUUCAGGGCUUCCUUAUUGUUGUAGUUGUUGUUUUUGAGAAAAACACGGCUGGAUUUAAGAACAUAGGGCCCCAUUGCCCUCUGAUUCAACCAUAGCCUGUGGUCCCUUGCCAGGCCCUCAUUCCAGCCUAACCGACCUCACAAGGUUGUUAUGUUGAGGUUGUGGACUCUCCUUCCUUGGAGAUUUUUAAGCAGAGGUUGGAUGGUCGUCUGUCAUGGAUGCUUUAGCUGAGAUUCCUGCAUUGCAGGGGGUUGGACUGGAUGACCCUCGGGGUCCCUUCUAACUCUAAGCUGUCCAUGGAGGCGCAGGUUAAUCUGUGUCCAGGGCAGCUGUCUACCAGCUCCUUCUGGUGCGCAGGUUGAGACCCUCCCUGCCCUCAGACUGUCUCGUCAGAGUGGUGCAUGCUCUGGUUAUCUCCCGCUUGGACUACUGCAAUGUGCUCUGUGUGGGGCUACCUUUAAAGGUGACCCGGAAACUGCAAUUAAUCCAGAAUGCGGCAGCCAGACUGGUGACUGGGAGCGGCCGCCGGGACCAUAUAACACUGGUCCUGAGAGAUCUGCAUUGGCUCCCAGCACGUUUCCGAGCACAAUUCAAAGUGUUGGUGCUGACCUUUAAAGCCCUAAACGGCCUCAGUCCUGUAUCCCUGAAGGAGCGUCUUCACCUCCACCAUCCAGCCCAGACACUGAGGUCCAGCUCUGAGGGCCUUCUGGCGGUCCCCUCAUUGCGAGAAGUGAGAUUACAGGGAACCAGGCAGAGGGCCUUCUCGGUAGUGGCGCCCACCCUGUGGAACGCCCUCCCACCAGAUGUCAAAGAGAAAAAUAACUGCCAGACUUUUGGAAGACAUCUGAAGGGCGCCCUGUUCAGGGAAGUUUUUAAUAUUUAAUGCUGUAUUGUUUUUAACACUCGAUUGGGAGCCGCCCAGAGUGGCUGGGGAAACUCAGCCAGAUGGGCAGGGUAUAAAUAAUAAAUUAUGAUUAUUUUUAUUACUAUUAUUCUAUGAUAUAUUCCAGCUCGAGCUCCUUAGAAAAAUAGGUGGGAUACAUGAUUAAGUAAAUAAAUUCCCUACCACGUCAAGUCUGACUUUCUUUUCUCUGCUUAAUUGCAGAAGCUUUCAGGGGAACAUAACAGCCUCCUGAAGGAUUACGAAGAGCUGAAACAGAAAUUGGACGGCUCCAAAGCUCGGAACAAAGUUUUGUCUCACGAAGUGAAAACCCUGAAGGAGCAGAUCUCGACCCUCCUGGACAAAGGGAAGCAUGAUGACGAACUUGUUGAUGCUCUGCUGGUACGAUCUAGCUGUUCCACACCCCAGGGGUUUGGCAACAGCUACUGCUCAAGGCUAUUUCAAAUUCCAGAAUGCUACCAGUAUCUGCGUAGCUCAGUUGGUAGAGCGUGAGACUCUUAAUCUCAGGGUCGUGGGUUCGAGCCCACGACAUUGGGCAAAAUAUUCCUGCAUUGCAGGGGAUUGGACUGUAUGGCCCUCGUGGUCCCGUCCAACUCUACAAUUCUAGGGUUCUAGGAUUGCUGCUAUAUAUCUUAUAGGUCACUUUGGGUUUCCCUGGGCAAGAUAAAGCAACUAACAAAUAUAAUAAAUCCCAUUGAGAAUUUGCGGGCUAUAUGCAAAAGUCGCCUCUGUGCUGUAGACUGUACGACUAUAGAGAAGCUCAUUCAAUCGCUGAUUCAAGUGUGGUACAGGGAUCCGAAAAUCAACAGUGACUUUUCGAAACUAGUAGACUCCAUGCCAAACCGUGUUCAAAUGCUGCUUAAAAAUAGCGGAGGUCAUAUCCGUUACUAAUGUACGUAUAUGUGAGUUUUGUACAAUAAACUACAUUGUUUGUUUCAAUUAAUUUGCACAAGGGUGUACUUCGUAUUUACAGGACCGCCUCUCCUGGUCUGCCCCGCAGAGGACCUUAAGGUCCAUGAAUAAUCAUAGUUUAGAGGUCCCGGGCCCUAAGGAAGUCAGAUUAUCCUCCACCAGGGCCUUCUCAGUGAUGGCUCCGACCUGGUGGAAUGCUCUGUCCCAGGAGACCAGGGCCCUGUAGGAUUUCACUUCCUUCCACAGGGCCUGUAAGACAGAGCUAUUCCACCUGGCUUUCAAUUUGAACUUAGCCUGAUCUUUUAUUCCCCUUCCUUUUCUCCCCUCCCCUUUUUAUGAAGAUUACCCGCUCUGGGAUCCCACAGCUAAUUCUCCCCUGGUCUCCUCGCUGGCCCAAAUAGGACUAAUUUAGCCACUAACCCUGGUGAUCAUCUAAUGUUUAUUGGAUGGAUUUCCCCCCUAAAUUGAUUUUGAAUUCUGAAUUUAUUGUUAUUCACGUUUUAUACUGUAUUUUAUGCUGUUUUUUGUUGUCUCAAUUAAGUGUUUUAAAUUUGUUGUUAGCCGCCCUGAGCCCGGUUUUCUGAACCAGAAAGGGUGGGGUAUAAAUAAAAAAUUAUUAUUAUUAUUAUUACCUUUAGGGGUCAAACGCCACCUUCACCUGCGUUUAAUGAUGCAUGUGUGCAAACCCCAUGCCUUUUCCGCUCCCCCAGAGCCAGCAGAAGGAGAUGCAAGCCAUCUUGAAGAACCUGAGUCAGCAAGACGAGAGGACCAAGGAAUCUCACCAGAACCUGGAGCAGCAGCUGAGCGUGGAGGUCCAGAAGCAAAACUGCCUCAUCGAGCAGCUCAAGCAGAUGGUGGCCGAGAGAGAGGCCAGGGUGAAAGAACUGGAGGAGGAGGUCCAGCAGUUCACUUCGCAGGUAAACCAGAUCGGAUCGCUUAAUAUAGAAUCAUAGAAUCAUAGAGUUGGAAGAGACCACCAGGGCCAUCGAGUCCAACCCCCUGCCAAGCAGGAAACACCAUCAGAGCACUCCUGACAUAUGGUUGUCAAGCCUCUGCUUAAAGACCUCCAAAGAAGGAGACUCCACCACACUCCUUGGCAGCAAAUUCCACUGUCAAACAGCUCUUACUGUCAGGAAGUUCUUCCUAAUGUUUAGGUGGAAUCUUCUUUCUUGUAGUUUGGAUCCAUUGCUCCGUGUCCGCUUCUCUGGAGCAGCAGAAAACAACCUUUCUCCCUCCUCAAUGUGACAUCCUUUUAUAUAUUUGAACAUGGCUAUCAUAUCACCCCUUAACCUCCUCUUCUCCAGGCUAAACAUGCCCAGCUCCCUUAGCCGUUCCUCAUAAGGCAUCAUUUCCAGGCCUUUGACCAUUUUGGUUGCCCUCCUCUGGACACGUUCCAGUUUGUCAGUGUCCUUCUUGAACAGAGCAAGCCGGCCAGUAAAUCACACAGUUCAAAUACGGAGUUAACUAUUAGCGAAACAUGAUCUUCACAGGCUUGGCUGAGUUUCUGGCUUAAUGAGCACAGCAGCUUGUGGAAAUUACAGGCCGGUUGGUUUUAUGUCUGUCCCAGGAAAACUGGUGGAAAGUAUUGUGGAAUAUACAGUAACCAAGUACAGUCGUACCUUGGAAGUCGAAUGGAAGUCCGUUCGACUUCCAAAACGUUCGGAAAACAAAGCGCAACUUCUGAUUGGCUGCAGGAAGCUCAUACAGCCAACCGGAAGCUGCAGAAGCCCCCUCGGACGUUGGGCUUCCAAAAACAGUUUGCAAACCGGAACAGUCACUUUCGGGUUUGCGGCGUUCAGGAGCCAAAACGUUCGAGAACUAAGCUGUUGAAAAACCAAGGUACAACUGUGGUACCUUGGUUUAAGAACAGCUUAGUUUAUGAACAACUUGGAUUAAGAACACUGCAAAGCCGGAAGUUGGUGUUUUGGUUUGUGAACUUUGCCUUGGAAGCAGAACAUGUUCCUCUUCCUGUUGAGUGUAAAUUGAGUCCCCCACUGCUCUGGGAAAGCACGCCUUGGUUUAAGAAGAAGAAGAAGAAGAGUUUGGAUUUGAUAUCCCGCCUUUCACUCCCUUUAAGGAGUCUCAAAGCGGCUAACAUUCUCCUUUCCCUUCCUCCCCCACAACAAACACUCUUUGGGGUGAGUGGGGCUGAGAGACUUCAAAGAAGUGUGACUGGCCCAAGGUCACCCAGCAGCUGCAUGUGGAGGAGCAGAAACGUGAACCCGGUUCCCCAGAUUACGAGACUACCGCUCUUAACCACUACACCACACUGGCUCUCUCUGUUCAGACUGUGUUGGUUUGGUUUAAGAAUGGACUUCUGGAACAGAUUACGUUCAUAAACCAAGGUACCACUGUAUAGAAGAACAAGCCUUGUUGAAGCAGCCAGCAUGGCUUCUGCAAGGGCAAGUCCUGUCUCACGAACCUAUUAGCUUUCUUUGAGAGCGUUAACAGGCGUAUAGACAAAGGUGAAUGGCAAUACCUAUGUGUGCUUGAAUGCAGAUUGCUGAUUCAGUGAGGACUGUGUCGCUCAAUGGUUAGCAUUAGGGUGAGGCAAGCUAGCUUUGUUGUUUUCUGUUUUGCAAUUACCAAAGGUAUCUCUACACCAUGUGCCUUUUCUUAACUGGCUUUUAUUGGUAUUGGGUUCUUCUGAAUAAAGGUAUUGUAUUUAUCCUGAUGUGGGUUCUGAAUCUGGCUGUUUGAUUCUAUGCUACUGAGUAAAUUGCAAGAAAAGACAGUGAGUGGGCUGUUUGGCUCUUGUCUUUGUGAAUCCCAAGGUGUGUUUCCCCUGGCAGGUGCAGUGGUUAGAUUAAAUGAGGAGGGAGAGAACCAUGUACACCACUUUGAGUCCCUUUAAGGAAAAAAAUUGGAGGGAUAUACCGUAUUUUUCGCUCUAUAAGACGCACCAGACCACAAGACGCACCUAGUUUUUGGAGGAGGAAAACAAGAAAAAAAAUAUUCUGAAUCCCAGAAGCCAGAACACCAAGAGGGAUCGCUGCUCAGCAAAAGCAGCGAUCCCUCUUGCUGUUCUGGCUUCUGGGAUAGCUGCGCAGCCUGCAUUCGCUCCAUAAGACGCACACACAUUUCCCCUUACUUUUUGGGAGGGGAAAAGUGAGUCUUAUAGAGCAAAAAAUACGGUAAAUGCAAUAAAUAAUACUGGUACUGCCUGGUAGGAUUGGUUUUCAACCUGCUCAUUUUUCAUACAGGAUUCCUCACACCAAAGGAAUUCCUGUGAGGUUUAGGUCUAAGGACACUCGAGAGAGAGAGAAUCCAUUACUUGGUGGCAGAAGUGGGAUGAAAAAAUCCUUUCCACAAACAGACUCUGGUUGGGUCGCCAAUGGGCCUGUGAUAACUUGUUGUGGAUGUGACUGUUGUCUAUGAAAUGGGACGAAAAAAAUGGGACAUUUGAAACCAUCCAAGGGGAUGAAAGCAAAGAGGAGAUGGGGAGUGGGGAAUCGACCUCGUUGCGCUCAAAAUGCGUAAAGUCUGACUUGGUUGAUGUCUUUACGCCAGCACCAUCGAAAAGAGGAAAGCAGUCCAGACUCUCUUUCUACCCUGUCAGCCGAGUCUUUAGAAGAAGGAAAUGGUUCCUCAGGAUCCCGGAGGGAUGACCUCGUUGGAAGUAAUAGCUCUGCGAGGUAAAAAACACUUUAAAAUCCUCAGUUUAUAUGAAUACAGCUGCCUGUCAGAAUAAAGUGUUCAGAGGACUUUGGCAGUUUGGUCACAGUUUGUGGAAAUUGCUUUAGGAGCUAGGCAUUUGUCAUGGUCCCCCAAAAAGGACUAUUGGGGCAGCCACACUUAUUUUGCAAGCCUACUAUGCAGCUUUGGGACGCAGGUGGUGCUGUGGGUUAAACCACAGAGCCUAGGACUUGCCGAUCAGAAGGUCGGCGGUUCAAAUCCCUGCGACGGGGUGAGCUCCCAUUGCUCGGUCCCUGCUCCUGCCAACCUAGCAGUUCGAAAGCAUGUCAAAGUGCAAGUAGAUAAAUAGGUACCACUCCGGCGGGAAGGUAAACGGCAUGUUCAUGCGCUGUUCUGGUUCGCCAGAAGCGGCUUAGUCAUGCUGGCCACAUGACCCGGAAGCUGUAUGCCGGCUCCCUCGGGCAAUAAAGUGAGAUGAGCGCCGCAACCCCAGAGUCGGCCACAACUGGACCUAAUGGUCAGGGGUCCCUUUACCUUUAGCUUACUGUGCAGCUGACACUCAUCAAGAAAAUCUUCACAAUUAAGAUGAUUUCCUGGCCUUUCUUCCUGGAAAUCAGUCAUCAACUGAGCAGGGACUUAAGCACAGAUUCCCCCCACCUGGUGUCUUCCAAAAGCUUGGGACUACAACUCCCAUUAGCCCCAGCCAGCAUGCUGGGAAUUGUACUCCCAAAACAUUUUGAGGGCACCAUAUUAGGGAAGGCUGCCAGUUUGGCCCAGGAUGUCAAGCUCCUUCUGGAUCCCAUAUACAGUCGUACCUCGGAAGUCGAACAGAAUCCGUUCCGGAAAUCCAUUCGACUUCCGAAACGUUCAACAUCCAAGCGCAGCUUCUGAUUGGCCGCAGGAAGCUCCUGCAGCCAAUCGGAAGCCCCAUCGGAUGUUCAGCUUCCAAAAGAACGUUCGAAAACCAGAACAAUCACUUCCAGUUUUCAACCAUUCGGGAGCCGAAACGUUCGACUCCCACGGCGUUCGGGAGCCAAGGUAUGACUGUAUUCCAACCUGAUAGAUCUGACGGACUAUUCAAAUCUUCUAUCAAGCCCUCCAUCUGGAAGUGAAGUUCUUAAUGGCUUCAGCUCAGCCCAACUCUGACAUCCCGUCUCCAGCAGUGAGUCAUAUAAAAAGGUAAAGGGACCCCUGACCAUUAGGUCCAGUCGUGGCCGACUCUGGGGUUGCGGCGCUCAUCUCGCUUUACUGGCCGAGGGAGCCGGCGUACAGCUUCCGGGUCAUGUGGCCAGCAGGACUAAGCCGCUUCUGGCGAACCAGAGCAGUGCAUGGAAACGCCGUUUACCUUCCCGCUGGAGCGGUACCUAUUUAUCUACUUGCACUUUGACGUGCUUUUGAACUGCUAGGUUGGCAGGAGCAGGGACCGAGCAACGGGAGCUCACCCCGUUGCGGGGAUUUGAACCGCCGACCUUCUGAUCAGCAAGUCCUAGGCUCUGUGGUUUAACCCACAGCGCCAUAGGGUAGUUUAUACAAUCAGGAUAGCACCUUGACACCUUUUCCCCCGAAGAGGCAGGCAGACAUUUGACGUGUGCAGUUUCUCCUUGCCAGAGGGCGCCUGUUGGAUUUCUGCAGAAUAGUUCAGAAGGCUUGGCUCAAAAUCCCCCAAGAGUAACAAUUCUCUAAAUAUGAUAUAUUAUUUCUCAGAUUUGAUAGCUGGAUCCUUAUCAUGAAUGAAAUCAGCAUCCUUUGAACAGACAAGGAAUUUCCAGGGAAUCUCUCAGCCCUUUGUAUACUGCCUCAGAUUAUUCACAGUCACCUCUGUCGUUUGAGCUAAUACUUUCCAUCCAGUCUUACAAACCAGAGACUUUUAUAUCUAUGCGGCUAGGACUUCUCUCAGUCUGACAAAGAAGUUAGCAAUUCAGUUCAAUCAGGGAGUCUUCUAUUCCUUUACUUCUUCUCACCUUCACUUAAUAAUCCCACAAACAAAUAAUUCAGAGUCUGAGAAGGGAUUGCUAGUCCAGGGAAACAGAUGAUGAAUAACCCCUUCUGCGUGCAUUGUUCCAAAGUUAGUUUCUGCUGAAGGGCAGUAGUGUGUUGUGUAAUGCCUCACCAGCCAGUACAUUUAUGGAGAAUUCAGAUUUUAUUUCUAACCGGCUGUGUCCAUUAGCCUAGUUCUCACUGAGACAGAUAAUCCUGUGUAAGGGAAUAUACCAAUUCAGCUGCUUGGAGACUUUUGUGAUCAGGCGGUCCUUAAUACCAACAAAUUUCGUUGCACAUAGAAAACUUACACGUCAGAGAGAGAUUAUCGCCUUGACGUUCCUAUAUUUCACGUGCAAUAAAUCCUUUUGCACUAGAGGAGCAUUUGCUUUGACACCUACCCCCAGCUGUACUCUGCAGUGGUACAUUCCAGACGCAAGCUUUCUGCCUCAGUGAGAGAACUAAGUUGUAGGUAAAGGUAAAGGGACCCCUGACCAUUAGGUCCAGUCGUGGCCGACUCUGGGGUUGCAGCGCUCAUUUUGCUUUAUUGGCUGAGGGAGCCGGCGUACAGCUUCCGGGUCAUGUGGCCAGCCUGACUAAGGCACUUCUGGCGCACAGAAACGCCAUUUACCUUCCCGCUGGAGUGGUACCUAUUUAUCUACUUGCACUUUGACGUGCUUUCGAACUGCUAGGUGGGCAGGAGCAGGGACCGAGCAACAGGAGCUUACCCCGUCGUGGGGAUUCGAACCACCGACCUUCUGAUUGGCAAGUCCUAGGCUCUGUGGUUUAACCCACAGUGCUACCCACGUCCCUAAGUUGUAGGUAUCACAUCAGAAGAGCUUUGGUUUAAUAAUAAUAAUUUUAUCAUUUGUACCCCGCCCACCUGACUGGGUUGCCCCAGCCACUCUAGGCGGCUUCUAGCAUAUGCGAAAACAUAAUAUAACAGCAAACAUUAAAAACCUUCCUAUACAGGGCUGCCUUCAGACGUCUUCUAAAAGUUGUGUAAGUCAGUGUAUAGCCUCGGCCCAGUAUACCUGAAGGAGCGUCUCCACCCCCAUCGUUCUGCCUGGACACGGAGGUCCAGCUCCGAGGGCCUUCUGGCGGUUCCCUCAUUGCGAGAAGUGAGGUUACAGGGAACCAGGCAAAGGGCCUUCUUGGUAGUGGCACCCGCCCUGUGGAACGCCCUUCCAUCAGCUGUCAAGGAACUAAGCAACUAUCUGACUUUUAGAAGGCACCUGAAUGCAGCCCUAUUUAGUUUUUAAUGACGGAUGUUUUAAUGUAUUUUUAAUCUCUUGUUGGAAGCUGCCCAGAGCGACUGGGGAAACCCAGCCAGAUGCGCAGGGUAUAAGUAAUAUAUUAUUAUUAUUAUUAUUAUUAUUAUUAUUAUUAUUAUUAUACGUCGCAUCAGCAUCUGUAAACCGGCAGGGUUUCAGAGCCUUCUUCCCGCUCCCCAGAUACGUGGCAGCGUGCACAGAUGUUGGAAGAUGGGCAAGCUAAGCACGCAGGCUGUUGCUGAGAUGUUUGCAAUUCUUUGCCUUCCCCAGGAUGGUGUCUAAGAUGGGUCACACCCUCGUGGACUCCGUGGCGACCUCAUUCCCAACCACUGUCUCUCCUGGGAGGUAUGUGGCAGCUAUCUGGAGUUGGCUGAAACUCUUGUCUUCUUCUUCUUCUUUGGUGACCACUCAUGGAGUAAGAUUGUCUUUCAUAAACACGGUUUUAACAGUGGGUCCGUAAGUGACUCUGGAGGCCAAUUCUGGAUCCACACAUCCUUCCACACUGGGGACAUUGGUUUCCGGGUGGGAGUUGAUCCCGGUGAGGGUUUGCCAAGCGUUCCUUCCUCUUAGCACGUUUCUGCCUUGCAUCCUGAGUUCGAGUGUCUUCAAAGCCCAUGACACCUUUGGUAAAGGUUGUUCUCCAAUUGGAGCGCUCACAGGCCAGUGUUUCCCAGUUGUUGGUUUUUAUACUACAUUUUUUAAGAUUUGCCUUGAGAGAGUCUUUAAACCUCUUUUGUUGACUACCAGCAUUAUGCUUUCCAUUUUAAAGUUCAGAAUAGAGUAGUUGCUUUGGAAGACGAUCAUCAGGCAUCCGCACAACAUGACCAGUCCAACAAAGUGGAUGUUGAAGAAUUAUUGCUUCCACACUGGUGAUCUUUGCUUCUUCCAGUACACUGGUAUAUCGGGGUUCCCUUCUCCCUCCCCUACCAACUCAGGUCCUUUUUUUCUUUUUCUUUUUUCUCCUUUUUAGGAUUGUUGAGCCUGAUAAUCUGGACAUGAAAACCGUGAAGAUCCAGAUUGCAGAGUACAAGGCCCUGGGACAAGCCGCUGAAGCAGAAAGGGGCAAGCUAAUAGAAAUGGUCAACAUCCUGCAGAAAAGGUGAGCGCAUAACAUUACAGCACCUUGAAACAGGCUCCUCUCCUCCCCUUUCCCAAGUCUCUCUUGCCUUGGAAAACCAAGGAACUGUAAGGCGCUUUUCUUCUUCUUUUGCAAUUUGAAAAAAAUAAAGUUGGGAAGAACUGUAAGGCAUAAGAAGAGCCUAUGACUUCUGGAUCCGGGAUUCUUUAGUUGUGAUUCCUGCAUUGCAGGAGGUAAAGGUAAAGGGACCCCUGACCAUUAGGUCCAGUUGUGGCCGACUCUGGGGUUGCAGCGCUCAUCUCGCUUUACUGGCCGAGGGAGCCGGCGUACAGCUUCCGGGUCAUGUGGCCAGCAAGACUAAGCCGCUUCUGGAGAACCAGAGCAGCGCACGGAAACGCCGUUUACCUUCCCGCCAGAGCGGGAUCUAUUUAUCUACUUGCACUUUGACGUGCUUUCGAACUGCUAGGUUGGCAGGAGCAGGGACCGAGCAACGGGAGCUCACCCCGUCGUGGGGAUUCGAACCGCCGACCCUCUGAUCGGCAAGUCCUAGGUGUUAAGUUGUGGGUGACCAUAUCAGACGACACAGUGAUUCUUCAAACAGCUCUUGUUUAUUCACAGGCCAGAACAGAACUGAACUGAAGGGUUCAGCCAGCCUGCUUAUAUAGAGCUCCACUACAACGCACAGUAACCACUUUCUGUAACUAUCCAAUCACUGAACGUCACUUUCAAUCCCUUAUUUGCAUAUGUGGACCUGAGUGAAAACUAUCUACAGUAUCCCCCUGCUGGCCCAGGGUGAGAACUUUAGUACAUAACACUAGGCUCUGUGAUUUAACCCACCUGUGUCCCAGCGUUGCAGGAGAGGGGGCUGCAAAACACUUGGCUGUCCUGUCCGAUAUUGUGAUCACACAUAAAGGCCUGCCUGGUCCAGGGUUCUGUUCCUCACUGUGGCCAACCGCAGCAAACCCAUAAACCAAGACGUGAGGACAAUAACCUCGCGUUGUUGCUCCUCUGCAACUGGCCUCUGAUCCCGGAGGCAGCUGUGGCAAAGGCACCCUCCCUGAAGAUGGGCAUUGGUGAUUUUAUGGGCAUGUUAAAAAUCUGACUCUGCCCGUUACUAACACAGGAGAGGUCUGGCAUUAACUAUUCAUGGUAGUGUUUAUGAAUAAACAGCAGUGAGGGGUUGUACUUCCACGAAGGCUACCUUAGCUCAGUAGAGCAUGAGACUCUUAGCAUCAGGAUGGUGGAUUUGAGCCCCGUGUUAGGCAAAAUAUUUCUGUAUUGCAGGAAUUUAGUAUGGAUGACCCUCAUGGUCCCUUCCAACUCUACUGCUGACCCAAGUGCUGCCCAUCUUUCUAGAGUUGCUACAUAGGAAUUUCCCAAAGUAGGCCAGUUUGGACAGUUGUUUUCAGUUGUGGGUCUCCAGAACUGUGUAAGGGUAAAGGGUAAAGGUACCCCUGACCAUUAGGUCCAGUCGUGGCCGACUCUGGGGUUGCGGCGCUCAUCUCGCUUUAUUGGCCGAGGGAGCCGGCAUACAGCUUCCGGGUCAUGUGGCCAGCAUGACUAAGCCACUUCUGGCGAACCAGAGCAGCACACGGAAGCACCAUUUACCUUCCCGCCGGAGCGGUACCUAUUGAUCUACUUGCACUUUGACGUGCUUUCGAACUGCUAGGUUGGCAGGAGCAGGGACCGAGCAACGGGAGCUCACCCCGUCGCGGGGAUUCGAACCGCCGACCUUCUGAUCAGCAAGUCCUAGGCUCUGUGGUUUAACCCACAGCGUCUGAAAGUAAAAAAUAUGCUUGGUGACACAGUUCUAAAGCUGGGAUACAAUUAGACGCCAUUUUUAAUCACAAUGGUGGGCUGGGCCUUUAAAAACUGCACCGAUUUUAUCUUCUUAUUUCAAAACUGUGCUGAUUUGUUGGUUCUUUAAAAUUCCUUUGCAUUGCUGGGCGUGAGGCUGCUUGUGAGCUAUAAACAGGCCUCCUGUGAGCAGGAAGCAUCUUCUGUGGGCGUUCAACCUUUUAACUUGCAAACAAAUUAAACACAUUUAUUACGUUUACCUCUUGCCCACGUACCUGAGUUCUAUGGGUGCCUUAGAGACAAUUAAAAACACAAUACAAUGAUAAAAACUGCAACUACAAAGGAAUCACAACAGCUAAAACCACACUUGCAACUGAGAACAAUGUUAACUUUUCUUACAGUGCACAUCUGUUGACCCAGAAGUAAGCCCUGUGGAGUUCAGUGGGGCUGACUCUCAACUUAAGUGUGUAGAAGAUUGCAGCCCCAGAGUCUUUAUUCUGUUUGCUCCCACAACAACCCUGCGAGGUUGGCCUCUGUGUAUCCUGAUUUGUAGACGAAGGACCGAGGGUGUGAGGAGGGCAAGUGAAAGCACCAGAGUCAUAACAUUCACCUGAGGCCCUUCUCCAGGUAUACCCUUGGAGGGAGCCUCGGAGGGUGGUGACAAGGGGAAAGGGCCUUUUCAGUGGUGGCUCCGCAGCUAUAUAUAUGUUGUAUGUUGCAUUGAAAGGGAUGCGGGUGGCGCUGUGAGUUAAACCACAGAGCCUAGGACUUGCCGAUCGGAAGGUCAGCAGUUCAAAUCCCUGCAACAGGGUGAGCUCCCGUUGCUCAGUCCCCGCUCCUGCCAACCUAGCAGUUUGAAAGCACAAAGUGCAAGUAGAUAAAUAGGUACCGCUCCAGCGGGAAGGUAAACGGUGUUUCCGUGUGCUGCUCUGGUUUGCCAGAAACGGCUUAGUCAUGCUGGCCACAUGACCCGGAAGACAAACCCGGACAAACGCCGGCUCCCUCGGCCAAUAAAGUAAGAUGAGCGCCGCAACCCCAGAGUCGGUCACGACUGGACCUAAUGGUCAGGGUCCCUUUACAUUUACCUUUUAUGUUGCAUUGAGAAGUCUGAAUGACAAAUAAAUAAAUAAUACCUUUCUCGCCCUGAUCUGGCCAGAGUGAUCCAUGCGACCGUCACCUCCAGGCUUGACUACUGUAAGUUGCUCUACGCGGGGCUGCCCUUGAAGCUGACCCAGAAACUCCAGUGGGUGCAGAAUGCUGCAGCUAGGCUCUUUACAGGGUCCUUGCUGCGGGAUCACAUUCAUCCAGUGCUUUACCAACUGCCCUGGCUCCCGGAGGAGUACAGGGUCAGGUUUAAGGUGCUGGUUUUGACCUUUAAAGCCCUAUGCGGCCUAGGACCCACGUACCUACAGGACCGCCUCUCCUAGUAUGUCCCACGGAGGACCUUAAGGUCCACAAAUGACAACACUUUGGAGGUCCCAGGUCGCAAGGUGGUUAGAUUGGUCUCAACUAGGGCCAGGGCCUUUUCAGUACUGGCCCCGACUUGGUGGAACGCUCUGUCACAAGAGACUAGGGCCCUGCGGGACUUGACAUCUUUCCGCAGGGCCUGCAAGACAGAGCUGUUCCGCCUGGCCUUUGGUUUGGACUCAGUCUGACCCUUAUGUUUUCCUCCCCUUAUGGUUUUGAUCUAUGGGCUACUUUUAAAAUGAGGCUGCAUUUUAAAUUGCAUUUUAACCUGUAUUUUAAAUUGGUUUUUUCCCCGUAUUAUGAUUUUACUGUAAUUUUACUGGUGCUAGCUGCCCUGAGCCGGGGAGGGCGGGGUAUAAAUAUAUUUUAUUAUUAUUUAUUUAUUUAUUAUUAUUAUUAUGAAUAAUAAUAUAGUAAAAUCUGUGCGGAAUCGGAAGGUGGCAGACUUCCCCUUCCUCAGAGGUUUAUAAACAAAGGUUGCAUGGCACCUGUCAGGGACCCUUUAGGUGCGAUUCUUGCGUGUCAGCGGGUUGGGCUAGAUGACCUUGGGGUGUCCCUUCCAGCUCUGCCAUUGAUUGAUUCUAUGGAUCCUUCUGCUUUGAAUGCCAGGGUGGACGACAGCACCACCAAGGUCUGGGAAGCAGAGAAGAAGCUCCAGGAGCACCAGCGCAGGUACAUCACUCUAGAGCAGCAGUUUGAACACCUGAAAACGGAGUCGGCGAAGAAUUCUGGCGCCCCAAAAAACCCCUCUAAGAACAAAGCAGGUAAUGUCAUGGAUUAGAGCAUGGGUAGGCAAACUAACGGACGCGGGUGGCGCUGUGGGUUCAACCACAGAGCCUAGGACUUGCCGAUCAGAAGGUCGGCGGUUCGAAUCCCCACGACGGGGUGAGCUCCCUGCUCCUGCCAACCUAGCAGUUCGAAAGCACGUCAAAGUGCAAGUAGAUCAAUAGGUACCGCUCUGGCGGGAAGGUAAACGGCGUUUCCGUGCGCUGCUCAGGUUCGCUAGAAGCGGCUUUGUCAUGCUGGCCACAUGACUCGGAAGCUGCACGCUGGCUCCCUCGGCCAAUGAAGCGAGAUGAGCGCCGCAACCCCAGAGUCGGCCACGACUGGGCCUAACGGUCAGGGGUCCCUUUACCGGAUCCGGUCCAAUCGCCUUCUAAAUCUGACCUGUGGACGGUCCGGGAAUUGGCAUGUUUUUACAUGAGUAGAAUGUGUGCUUUUAUUUAAAAUGCAUCUCUGGGUUAUUUGUGGGGCAUAGGAAUUUGUUCAUUUCCCCCCAAAAAAUAUAGUCUGGCCCCCCACAAGGUCUGAGGGAAAGUGGACCGGCCCCCUGCUGAAAAAGUUUGCUGACCCCUGGAUGAGAGCAUCAAGAGAAGAUGCAUUCAAGCACAGGAAGCAUUUAUGUUGAAUAUAUAUGGGGAAGAAGUACCUCUAGUGGGGGACACAUCGUGCUCCUUCUAGGGCAGUUUGCCCCAGAGCAGUCCCCAUUCUGCACUUAGCUCUCACCUGUGGCUCCCAGUAGCUGUCAGCAUGCGACACCAUCCACACCCGAGAAAACAGCUUGAACUAGCCGGCUAAACCAGGUGAGGGGAGCCAAUGUGAGGUUACAGGGAGGCAGACAGAGGGCCUUCUCAGUAGUGGCACCCACCCUGUGGAACACCCUCCCUUCAGGUGUCAAGAAAUAAACAACAAUCCGACUUUUAGAAGACAUCUGAAGGCAGCCCUGUUUAGGGAAGGUUUUAAUGUUUGAAGUUUUAUUCUGUUUUUAAUGUUCUGUUGAAAGCUGCCCAGAGUGGGGCGGGGCAGAAAUAAAUUAUUAUUAUUAUUAUUAUUAUUAUUGGGUCUCAAACCUUCGGGAGGUAAGAAUUUUCCCUGCAUGCAAAGAUUGAGAGGAUGAGAUCAAUCGUAGCUCCAACGGUUAUUAGGGAAGCUUUUAAUGUUUGGUGCAUUAUUUUAUUUUAAUAGGUUAUUGUAUUUUAAUAUUCCGUUGGAAGCCGCCCAGGGUGGCUGGGGAAACCCAGCCAGAUGGGUGGGGUAUAAAUAAUAAAUUAUUAUUAUUAUUAUUAUUAUUAUUAUUAUUAUUAUGGUGGUGGUGGUGGUGUUUUCUGCACGUGCAGUAGAGCAAAGUGAGGGGCGAGUGGGGCUCAUCUACCUGGGCAGGUAGCCCAUUUAGGAGAAGGAAAACCUUCACUUCCUUGUGGGAUAUCUUCAGGAGAGGAAAAGGCUCUGGGGUAAACCCUUCACAAAUCCCGAGUGGAGUCCCUAAGACUGUUAGAAGGCGUCUUGUACGCCUCCUUCCAGCGUCUCCUGCAGCCAAGCGGGCGCCAAACGUCUUGCUCUGCUUUGCUUUGGGAUCAGUGAGGCUGAGAGGGGGGUCUUGUCGUCUGUGCAGCCCAGGACCUCCAGACACACUGCCUAGGCUUGCGCCCCGGGGAGAUCACUCUGCAUAUGGCAUGUUAUUGUCUUGUUGGGCUGUGUGCCGUAUUUUUUCGCUCUAUUAGACGCACCGGACGAUUGGACGCACCUAGCUUUUAGCGGAGGAAAACAAGAAAUAAGAAAGGAACACAAAGCAUCCUGAGCUAAGAGGGAGCGCUCCUCCAUCUUCACUCAGGAGGCUUUGCGGGGCUAUCCCUGAAGCCAGGAGAGCAAGUGGGAUCGGUGCGCACCGAUCCCUCUUGCCCUCCUUGCUUCAGCGAAAGCAAGCCUACUGGCUUUCCUCCCGCAAGAGCCGUGCGCUCUAUAAAGGGAGCGCGGCUCUUGGGGGCUUUUCUGGGAGGUGGGAGAAGGAUCAGAGCCGCGCGCUCUCUCCCUUCCCCCACCUCCCGUGAAAGCCAGGGAUAGCCGCACGAAGCCUCCACAGGGGAGCGAGAUGAAGGCUCCCCGCUCCCCUGCGGAGACUUUAUCCCGUGGCUAAGCCAGGAGCUAGAACAGCCAGCAGGAUCCCACUUGCUGUCCUGGCUGCUUUAGCCGCGCGCAGCCUCUCCGGCUGGGAGAGGCUGCACGCGGCAAUGGCAGAAGCCAAGACAGCCAGCGGGAUGGAUCCUGCUCACUGUCCUGGCAUCCUCUUUAGCCGCGCGCAGCCUCUCCCAGGCAAGGGGAGCUUUCAUCCCCGGCCCGGGAGAGGCUGCGCAUGGCUAAGGCUCCCCCAAGAGCCGCACUCCCUUUAAGGAGCGUGUGGAAUGUGUGUGCGGCUCUUGGGGGCUUUUCCCGAGGAGGGAGAAGGGCAGCCCUUCUCCUUCCUUGGGACAAGCCCCAAAGAGCCACACACACGCUCCACACGGCUCUUUAAAGGGAGCGCUGACAGAGCCUCCCGCCUGCAUUCACUCCAUAAGACGCACACACAUUUCCCCUUACUUUUAGGAGGGGAAAAGUGUGUCUUAUAGAGCGAAAAAUACGGUAUGUGAUAAAGGGGAGCCAUACCGGGGUGAAGGUGUCUUCUUCUAUUUGUCCCCAUGUCAGUUUCAGUUUAUUGGUUAAUUUUUCUAGUAAGGCUGUUUCCCAUACUAUUUGGUACCAUUGGUCCAUGUUUACUCCUGACAGGUCUCUCCAGUGUCUGAUUAUGGUGUUUCUGGCUGCUGAAUGUAGGUGGGUUAUGAGUUCUUUGUGGUGUAAAUGGGCAUUAUUGUCCUGGAAGAUGUUUAGUAGGGCCAAUUCUGGGGUGAUUCCUAAUACUUGCUUAGUUAUUUUACAUAUGUCUCGUCUGGCUGUUGUCCAGAAUAGUUGGAUUUGGGGGCACUCCCACCACAUGUGGAGGUACUGUCUAUGGCAUGUUGUAAUACCACGCUGCUGCAUUUGUUUUUGGCCAUGACAAACAUGGAGACUUGGUUGAUUCUGAAACGCAGGGGAAACUCUGUGUUCUCCUCUAGCAACAGGCCCCGCAUCUACAGCUCAGCCACACAACAGCAGCAGGCUGGACUGGAACGUGGGUGAUAGGAGCGGCCCUCCAUCAGAACAACGAUCAGAGGUGCCUCUGGAGUCCCAAAUAGAAGAACUAUCCACAAGGUAGGAUGCUUAACCACUUUGAGAAAGCUCACAUUUAUAACCACCAGGUGACAUUGAGCCAAUCAUUGCAUCUUCCAGCCUAGCCUACCUCGCAGCAUUGUUGAGGGGAGGAAAGCAGAGAGAACCUUUAGCUCAUGGGUAGGCAAACUAAGGCCCGAGGGCUGGAUCCGGCCCAAUCGCCUUCUCAAUCCGGCCCCCGGACUGUCCGGGAAUCAGCGUGUUUUUACAUGAGUAGAAUGUGUUCCUUUAUUUAAACUGCAUCUCUGGGUUAUUUGUGGGGCCUGCCUGGCGUUUUUGCGUGAGUAGAAUAUGUGCUUUUAUUUAAAAUGCAUCUCUGGGUUAUUUGUGGGGCCUGCCUGGUGUUUUCACAUGAGUAGAAUGUGUGCUCUUAUUUAAAUUGCAUCUCUCUUUAAAAAAAAAUUAAAAAAUGAAUUCAUUUUUCUUUUUCAUUCAUUACAUACAUCUCAAAUUCUUAACAUUUACUAUAUAUUCCUCCCUCCCUCCCCGGCAAGACUUCCCCCAACUUGCAUUUCUGGUUUGUUUCUAUUUUCACCCACUUUGCUAUCUCUUAACAGAAACGGUUAUUAAUUACAUAACAUCAAACCUAAAAACAUAAAAAUAAAAGUGAAUACAUCGUAUUUUGCCAUCUAAACAUUUUCUGAUGCUGAUAAUGUGAAUGUUUAUUUAAAUCCUGCCAUCUCUGGGUUAUUUGUGGGGCAUAGGAAUUCAUUCAUUCCUCCCCCCUCAGCCCCCUGCUGAAAAAGUUUGCUGACCCCUGCUUUAGCUCCUUGGAGGGAAAGGUGGGAUAUCAGCGCGAUAAUUAAGAUGGAAAUUCGCCAGCAUCACGGGGCCAGAGAGACGGCUUUGCAUACUGGUUUUCUUUUUCCAAAAAAUAAAUAAUAAUAAAAAUGCCUGGAAGAGGCUGCCUUGCUUUCCCAGCUUGUAAGUGCUUCGCGACGUCCGAUGACCGAUUUUUGUCCUUGCAGGCUUGCGAUCCAGAUGGACGAGAACGAAAGCCUGAAGAUGGCUUUGCAGGACUCUGCGAAGACCAAAGAGGAAGACUUCCGGCUGUACCAGGAGACGGUGGGGCAGGUGAAGGACAUCUUCCUGCAAGCGCUGAGGCAGCAGAAGCAGGACCGGAACUAA